UUUCUAUGAAUAAAUCAUAAUCCAAUUUCACUUUUCAGUUUCGAGUGCUUAGAGUGAUGGGCUCUUGGGUGUUGCAAGUAUCAAAAGCCUGCGCUCAAGCUUUUCAAGAUGGGAACCUGAUUCUUGCUGAUCAUUACAUGGCGUGUAUAUGGGAUCUUGCUGUCAUGGAAACCGACGAAAACAAAAGCAAGCUUAUCAAAUACUUCGCUGAAGCUCUGGUUCGCCGAGCUUAUGGACUGCGUCCUACCAUUCCCUAUCCAACUUCCUUCAUGCCUGGAUCCAACUUUUACAGAACUUUACAACUUGUCACCGGCACUGCUACAAGGGGAAAGAGGCAAGUCCACAUCAUUGACUUCUUGUCCAUGUUGCAACCAGAUAUUGGUACCUGUUAUGGUGACUGGUUGUUACCAGAUGUUGAUGCCAGGUAUUGUGACCUGUUCUCCGUUUUAAUGCAAGCCAUCCUUCCCCGAUCAUUUCGUUUAAGUGUUAUAGUCUCGCCGUUGCUGAAAAAUGCAAUAGACGUCGGAGGGGUAGGUCGGAAUCUCACUUGUAGAGCCAAGCUUGUAAAUGUUACGUUGGAGUUUCAAGUGUUUAAGGCCAACAGUUUGGGUGAUUUGGAUGAGUCUUUUGAAUUCAGAAGAGCAGAGGAUGAGGCUGUGGUCAUCAGCUAUAGAUAUAAACUCCACCGUUUGCUUGCAGAGUCAGGAUCAAUGGAGCGAGAGUUGUUAAGAUUGAGGCAGAUAAAGCCAGAUAAUGUGAUUAUUGUUGAACAGAGUGCUAGCGAUAAUGACUUCAAUUUCAUCGAACGCUUGGAGCGCUCAUUUGAAUCUUACUCCUGCAUUUUUGGUAAAAUUUCUAACAGUUCAUGCGAUCUUUUGGACUAUCAUAGGCAAGGGAUUUGUAGCAGUGUCGGAUGUGAAGGGAUGGUCGUAAUGGAUCCACACGAGACUGUGGCUCAGUUUUGGGGAUCCCGCCUGCAAAGGGCUGGGUUUCUUCUAUUUCCACUCCAGAAGCCAGGGUUAUUUGGCCUCCAUGUCCAAGAGGAAAAUGGGUGUUUGAUUGUUAAUUUGGAGGAAUCGCCACCGGUUGUCAUAUCGGUGUGGAAAUUCACAAAGUCGAUGGAUAACUUCAGCUCAAACUCUGUUCAAGAUUCCCAUCAAAAUUUUGCAGACGAGGGUCUAUUCCCAACUGUUGAAGUUUUUCCUGAGGGUUUUUCAUUGAACCGGAUUGCUGCUUUAGCUGAGAUAUAUGACCUAUCCGAAGAUAUAUGUUUGAGAUAUGAGUUGCCAUUGGCUUUAACAUGGACAUUAUGGGCUAAUGUAAAGCACGUCCAAAAUGAAAUCACGCCAGAUCUACAGAAGAAACAUACUUUUUCCAUCCAAAGUACUGCUUGUUAUGUUAAUAAUAAUUGUGCAUCCAAGGAGUUCAUGGAGAUUUGUGUACGACAGCCGCAUCUGUUUCUAGAAGGGCAAGCUAUUGCAGGGAAAGUACUUCAAUUAAAUGAGAGCCUUUUUGUUUCAGAUAUUAGAAAGUUUGAUAUGCUUGAGUAUCCAUUUGCCAAUGCUGCAAGCAAAUUUGGUUAUCGAGAUGUUGUUGCAAUCAAUCUACUGAACAAUUUUGUUGGUGGCGAUAGUUGUGUACUAGAAUUCUAUCUUCCUUCCUCUACGAAGAAUUUUGAGGAACAAAAGUUGUUGGAGGACCGUAUCUUUUUUUACUUGAAAAAUGUGAAGAAAACUUUUGUAACACCCAGAGUUCAUGGUACUGGACUUGGUUUUGGGGAAGCAACCAUUUCAAACAUUCCACAAAUGACAAUGCCUGUGAGAAGCUCUCCACCAGCUCCAACUAUUGGUAAUUUAGUUGGUACUGGAGUCAGUCUCUUGCAAGAAGAUAGUAUUGGAGUCGGUUUACCGCAAGAAGCCAUUUCAAACACUCCGGUAGUGACACAAGUGGCAAUGCCAAUGGCAAGCUCUCCACCAGCUCCAGCUACUGGUCCGUUGCUUGUUGGUGGAACUGAUUUCCUUCAAGAAGCCAUUUUAAGCACUCCGGUAGUGACACAAGUGUUAAUGCCUACGAGAAGCACUCCACCAGCUUCAACCAUUAGUCAUUCGUUUAAUUUAAACGUAAAUGGACUACUGAAUACUGCUGAACCGAGGGAUGAUCGUGAAGUGGGAACACAACAGCCACAUGAGCAGGGUGUCAAGAAAAAGGACAACAUUUUUGAGCCUAUUCCUGAUAUUGACCCUGAGAAUGUGAAAGCAAACAGGGAUAUUUCUAUACUCCCACGAACAAAACAAAGAAAAUCUAUGGUUUGGGAGCACUUCGAUAGGGUUUGGGAAAAUGGAUCACUGUGGGCCAAAUGUAAACAUUGUAAUAAGAGUUGUACGGGGUCAAGCAAGAGUGGAACCACACAUCUGAAAAAUCAUUUAGACAGAUGCCCGGUUAAGAAAAGUGAAUAUCAGGACAUGCAACUGAAAUUUCCAGCUCAAAGUACUGAUUUAACAAUUCUAAGUGCCAAGGAAGGAAGCCCAAUUUUUGAUCCAGAGAGGAGUCGCCUUGAUUUUGAAAAAUUAAUUAUUAAGCUUCCAUAUGUGUUGGAUAUGGCUGAAGAUGAAUCUUUUAAAAAUUUUUUGAAUAAUUUGCAGCCAAGGUUUGAAAUUCAACCACGAGAAAGUAUUCUUUCUAACAUAUAUGGUAUCUAUGAGGAAGAAAAAGAGAAACUUCGCCACUAUUUUGAUCAGCUUGCCUGUAAUAUCAGUUUGACAAUUAGAUUGUUGAAGGACAACCUUAGAAAGAAUGUAUAUUGCUGUUUGAUAGCAAACUUUGUUGAUGAUGAUUGGGAAUUAAAGAAGAAAAUCCUUGCCUUCAAAAUUUUGGAUUAUAUCUAUGAUGCUAAGUCUCUUAGUACGAUCAUUCAGGAAUCAGUUUCAGAGUGGAAUAUACGCAAGAAAGUAUGCUCUAUAGUUCUGGAUGAUUUUCCUUUGAAUGACAAUAUAGUUGAACAUUUGAAAGAAAAUUGUCUCAGUGGCCAAAUUUCCCUUCCUUCAGACAGUUGUUACAUCAAUUGCACUCUCAUUCAGGAUGGAUUAUAUGAGAUAGAUGAUGUACUUCAAAAUAUAAGAAAAUCGGUUGAAUAUGUCAAUGAAACACCAUUUGGGAGAUUGAAAUUUCAAGAUGCAGUAAAUCAGGUGAAGUUGCAAGGUGGGAAAUUAAGGGAUGAUAGCCCUUUAAGGUUAGAUUCAAAUUUUGACAUGCUUGAUUGGGCUUUGGAAUCAAGAGAAGUGUUUUGUCAACUAGAACAAAAUGAUGGCAAUUUCAGAACAAACCCAUCAAUGAAGGAAUGGGACAGGGCACUAGUAAUGCACAGGUUUUUGAAGGGUUUUUAUGACACUUUAAGUAGUUCAGGGGGAGCUCAGUCUCUCACUCCAAAUUUGUACUUUCCUAAGCUUUGUGAUAUGUACAAGAAACUUCUUCAGUUGGAAAAAGGCAAUUAUCCUUGUAUGAAGUUGAUGAAGAUGAAAUUUGAGAAGUAUUGGAAUACCUAUAAUUUGAUUUUUGCUAUUGCAGCUGUUCUUGACCCACGGUUAAAAUUCAGAUUUGUGGAGUUUUCAUUUGGUGAGAUUUAUCAGUGUGAUAGUAAAAUGCAGUUGAGCAAAUUUUAUAAACUUCUUAUGGAUGUUUACUAUGAAUAUGCCAAUGAAGGGAGCAAUUUAUCAAGACCUGCUUCCAUAUUUAGUGAUUUUAGUUGCUCAACAACACAGAGUGCUAAUGAUUCAAUGCUGAAGUCCUUCAGUAGAUAUGCAUCUGCAAGCAAUUUUAAUGACGUGGCUUCAUGGAAGUCAGAUAUUGAUUGUUACUUAGAAGAGCCUUUACUUCCUUUGGUUGCUGAUGGGGAACUCUUUGACGUACUAGGUUGGUGGCGCAUCAAUAAGCUAAAGUUUCCUACACUUGGUAGGAUGGCUCGUGAUAUCCUAGCGAUUCCUGUGUCAGUUGUUCCACUUGAUUCUUCUUUCAACACUUUGGUGACAAAUCUAAACUAUAGUGGCUUGGGUCCCAAUUUCGUAGAAGCCUUUAUUUGCUGCCAGGACUGGUUAGUGACACCUAAAAGAAAUGGCAAAACAGAACAUGUGAAUGUACAAAUUACGGCUAAAAGGAAGAUGGAGGAGAAAGGAAGUUAUGUGAUAGAGAACCAUAAACAUAGUAAAUAUAAUGCUGAAGAGACCAACAAUCAAGCCACAGACAAAGCGUCCUACAAGAUGCUUGAUGAGGAAACAACAUGCCAUGAAGAAAUAAAUAUGACAGAGCACAGAACAUUGUCUGAGAAGGAUAUUCAGGCAUAUUUGGUCUCACCUUUUACACAGGAUGAAGCAAAACAAAUAAAGAGAUGGGAAAGUUCUAGGCUGAGUGGAGAUUUGGUUGUACAAGAUAAGGGGAUGAAUGUGGAUGGCAAAUCGUUAGCACCUUUACUCAUUAUCCCUCAUGACAAAGAAUCUCGACAAGAAUACUAUAUCGAUGAUUCGGUUGUUAAUGCAUUCUUUGAAUUGCUUAAGAGGAGGGCAAACAGAGUUCCAAAUCUAUAUGUGAAGCACUAUUCAAUUGACUCUUGUAUAGCGACUUUCUUGAUUGAAAAGAAAAGAACGGAUUCCCAGCUAUUGAGAUGGGUUAAGAUUGAAGAGCUAAAAGAUGUCCAUAAGAUAUUUCUACCAUUGUGCUUUUUGAAUCAUUGGGUGCUUUUCUAUGUGGACACCAAGAUGCAGAAAUUGUCAUGGUUAGAUUCUAAUAGACUUUCACAAAUGCAUAAUAAAGAUGAAAAGAAAGCAAUUUCAGGGUGGUUUAAAGGAUCUCUAUUGCCAUUCUUGGGUUAUGAUAAUGCAAAUGAAUGGUCAUUUCAAGUGCCAACUGAUAUUCCUGUUCAAGAGAAUUCGGUUGAUUGCGGCCUCUUUGUAAUGAAGUAUGCCGAUUGCCUUACACUCGGUGAUUGUUUUCCCUUUACGCAAAAAGACAUGGCUCAUUUUCGACAUCGAACCUUACUUGAUAUAAUUAAAGGAAGUAUAUGUUCGGAUGAGUGGGAACUAAGAAGAAUUCAGUCAAAUAGUUAGCCAGAAGAUUGGUUAAGAAGUCUAGUAAGAUGUUGGAAAAACUUCUGAGGAAUUUUAUGCUUUUUCGAAAUAAAAAGGAAGAAGUUCAUUUGAUGUAAAAGUAAACAAUAUUUUGCUACUAUAAGACUUUGUGUUUUCUUAUGACAAGUAUUUUUUAUGUUUCAUGUUCCUCAAACAGCCUAUAAAAUUGCUUAUAUUGUUGUUUGGUUCUUAAUAUAUCUCAAUUCUCAAGGCUUAUCAUGAAAACUUUUUUUCUUCUCCUAUUAAGAGAUGUUGUUGAUGUGAUCUUGUUUGCAAUAAGUUGGAAAGGGUGUUCAAAUGGAAAAAAUUUUGGAUUGGUUGAGUUGAAUCAUGCUUUACAUUGAUAGAAUAG
Molecule: messenger RNA, 5469 nt
Organism: Durio zibethinus
Lineage: Eukaryota; Viridiplantae; Streptophyta; Magnoliopsida; Malvales; Malvaceae
Biological process (GO): proteolysis
Molecular function (GO): cysteine-type peptidase activity; DNA binding; protein dimerization activity
Source: RefSeq, a predicted model, not a curated record